AUGGCAGGCGAAAAGACAGGAGCGACCAACACCGACCUGCCCGACCUGCCCGACUCGCCCGACCCGACGCCCCCGAGACAGCGACAGCGCGUGGACCUGGAAAGACCGCAUAAGAUACGCAAGACCCACGGCGAUAUCCACGGCGAUAUCCACGGCAGUACCCACGGCCACGUGGAGAGGCUGCGUGCAUCGCACGACUUCCGCGAGGAUACCCGCGAGGCUGCAACAUCAUCAGAGGCUGCGAUAAGCAACGAGGACGGAAAUCGCAGCCGCAUCCCGAGCAGCGAGGACCUGGAUCUGGAUCCGGACCUGGACAGCCUGGACCAAGACCAGAGCCACCGCAAGGGCGAAGGCGUCCCGACCACGACGCCGCGCAAGCGGACCAGAGACAUGGACCAAAAGAUAUCAUGUGAGCUCUGCAAGACACGCAAGGUCAAGUGUGAUCGUGCCGAACCCGCUUGCUCCUGGUGUGCGCGUCACAACCGCCAGUGCGUCUACCUGAAACGGCAGACACCGGGCAGCCGCACGCGCAUCAACGCCGAACUCGAGGCCAAGGUCAACCGCAUCGACAGCUUGCUGCGGGCGCUCGGCCGGCGCGUCGAAGAGCACAUCUCGCAAGACCAUGCCGCCGAUUUUGAGCGGCGGAGCGCAGCCGCUGGUUCGGGGCGUGGCGCCCCCGGCAGCAGCAACGACGAUGGCGUCUCACCCUCGUUGGGAUCGCCGACGGCCGCCGGCAGCAGCAUCUUCCGCGGCGGCGACGACGACGCGCACUCCAACGCCAACUCGGGCACGCCCAAUGCCUCGACGGGGAACAGCAACAGCAACGGCAACAGCAACGGCAACAACAACAACAAUCAGACGCCAGGGGCCGUGGCACUGCCGCCGCCCAUGACAUCAUCCGGCAUGAGCAUGAUCUGGCAGAGCGGCGGCGCUGACUACGACGACGACGCAUCGACCCUGGCUGGCGGAGGCCUUCAGCCAUACCAGAGCCAGCACCGCUAUGCACCACCAUCCACGCCCUUCCGUACUCCGAAACCGCCGACGGCCGAACUGCCGCCCAACGACAUGCUGUACACGCUCGUCGACCUCUUCUUCAAGCACUGCAACACGUGGUGCCCCAUCUUGGACCGCAAAACCAUCUUCGGGACCUUCUUUGGCGCCACGUCCCUCGAAGAGCCCGACCGCGUGCUGCUGCAUGCCAUUGUGGCCACGACGCUGCGCUUCUCCAAAGACGCCCGCCUGACGCCCGAGGCCCGCGAGUACUACCACACCUCGUCGAGCCAGGUCGUGCGGCUGUACGCGAUGGACCACAUCACCGUGCCGGCGCUGCGGGCGCUGGUGAUUGUCAGUCUCGACGAGUUUGGCACGUCGAGCGGGCCGCGGGCAUGGAACCUGCUGGCCAUGGUAGCGCAGAACGUGCGGCAGCUCGGACUGUGCGACGAGGUCAGUGUCUACCUGGCGCCGUCGCCUGUUGACUUGGAACAACAACAGCAACAGCAGCAGCAGCAACAGCAGGCGGCGGGGGACAGCGACACAAACGCGUUGUCGUCGCCUGGUCCCCGCCCCAUCCACCAGAGCAAGCCCGACUCGUGGAUCGAGGACGAGGGCCGGCGCCGGUUGUGCUGGGUCGUCUACCUGCUGGACCGGUAUGCGACCGUCUGUGCCGCCACGACGACAUCGCUGACCGGCGCGGGUGGCGGCUUUCUGCUCGACGACGCGGCCAUGCACCGCUUCCUGCCCUGCUCCUACGAUCUCUUCUCCCGAAACGUGCCCGUCGAGACGCGCUCGUCCUACGUCUGGUCGGACCUGGGCAGUGAGUAUGCUGCUGCCGCCGGCACGCCACACAUGCCGCACAUGCCGCACAUGCCGCCGUCGACGCCGCUCUCGGAAACGGCCUCGUCCAUGGCCAACAAGGCCGAGCACCUCGGCAGCUUCUCGUACCACUGCAAGCUCCUGCGCAUCCUCAGCCGCAUCCACGACUUUUUGCGCCAGCCCGUCGACAUCAACUCGUCGGCCGACAUGGCCCGCUGGCGCAACACGUACCAGGCCCUCGACGCCACCCUCGACGGCUGGCUGCGCGGCCUGCCCAGCGAGUUCAGCAAGAUCUCGGCGCUGUGCCACUCCGACCCGGCCUCGCGCGUCGCCAACUGGUUCAUGCUCCACAGCGCCUACGUGACGGCCGUCGUCCGCCUGCACGCCCCCGCCGCCUACCCGACCGCCCGCUCCACCCUGUUUAUGCCCUCGCAGUACGCCGUCCAGCGCUGCCUCUCGGCCGUCCACUCCCUGGCCGACAUUGCCCGCGACCUGCGCGAGGCCAACGGCCUGGACCUGCUGGGCCCGCCCUUUGCCUUUUCGCUCUGGAUCGCCGCGCGGGUCUUGCUGGUGCAUGCCUCGGUCCAGGAAGCGCCGGGCCAGAGUGCGGUUGGAGGGCUUGGAGGGGUCGGCAGCGGCGGCGGAAACGGAAGCGCUGCCCAGCCGCUCGAUAGCCACGCCCGCAUCGACUUCUUUAUUGAAACUCUCCGCCAUGUCGGCCGCCACUGGGCCGUUGCCAACCACUACGCCGCCACCCUGGCCCGUGUCGCCCAGCGCGGGCGCCAGGGUCAGAUCACGUUUAGCAACAUGCGCCGCAGCGCCUACGACCUGCUGGCCCUGACGUCCACGUCGCGCCAGUCUGGGGCCGAGCCCAUGUCGACGCAGGUGACGUCGCUCUGUGAGCUCGACAACAUCGACGUCUUUUCCUUCUUUGUGUAUCCGCGCAUGGUCGACGACGACGACGGCAGCACCACCGCACGCGCAUCCAUGUCGGCCUCCGUUAUGGCACCCUCCAUGGCGCCCAGCAUGUCCUCCCUGGGCAACACGAGCAACCCCGGCAGCAGCAUCGGCGGCCUCGGCAUGAACAAUGUUCUCCGGACGCCCAUGCCGCCGUCCGUGAGCAUGCUGCCGGGCAGUCCGCACCGCGGAUCGUCUGUGUUUUAA
Molecule: messenger RNA, 2976 nt
Organism: Sporothrix schenckii 1099-18
Lineage: Eukaryota; Fungi; Ascomycota; Sordariomycetes; Ophiostomatales; Ophiostomataceae
Product: C6 transcription factor
Exons: 3
Coding region: 1-2976 (991 amino acids)
Biological process (GO): regulation of DNA-templated transcription; DNA-templated transcription
Cellular component (GO): nucleus
Molecular function (GO): DNA binding; DNA-binding transcription factor activity, RNA polymerase II-specific; zinc ion binding
Source: RefSeq, a predicted model, not a curated record